AUGGCCCCCAAUCCCGAGCAUUCAGAACCCUCCCCAGCCCUAAGGCCAAAACUGCACAACCCUGACCCCCGCGCCACUUACUAUCCCUCAGGCGCUCUCGCAGCCUGUGAUCCACCCGUGACACACCCCUUGAGAGUGUGCACAUAUAAACGUUGCGACCUCUGUCGUCUGCGACGAUGGGGAUGUGUCCGACCGAGUUUAAUCAGUCCUGGCCCUUGCUCUGCGUGCCAUCAGGCAGGGGUUGAGUGUGUCUAUGGUGAUAUCCCCGCUGCGACACCCAGCAUGACAGAUCCUCCCCCCCUGAGGUCGUGUGAUCGCUGUCGUGGGAAAAAGGUGCGUUGCGUACGCAGAGAACUCUUCAAUCCGGAACCCUGCUCUUCUUGUAUCCGGGAAGGUGUGCCGUGUGUUACGACACAGCAAGUGAAGCCCCCUCGGCGGUGUCGUAAAAAGGGUAAGGUGGAAGAGUCGAAUGGAGAUGGGUUGGUUGCUUUGGCUCGGGAUGCUUGUGACUGUAUGGAAGAUGCUUGAGUGUGAGGGCUGGUUGGGAGAUGGAUAUAGACGGAGGAAGGAGGUUUAUCUUUCUCUUG
Molecule: messenger RNA, 587 nt
Organism: Aspergillus sclerotioniger CBS 115572
Lineage: Eukaryota; Fungi; Ascomycota; Eurotiomycetes; Eurotiales; Aspergillaceae
Product: Zn(II)2Cys6 transcription factor domain-containing protein
Exons: 1
Coding region: 1-528 (175 amino acids)
Biological process (GO): regulation of DNA-templated transcription
Molecular function (GO): DNA-binding transcription factor activity, RNA polymerase II-specific; zinc ion binding
Source: RefSeq, a predicted model, not a curated record